AUGGAGCCUGAACCUACUUUAUCUACUGGUUCAGAAGUUCCACAUGUUCAGUUAGAUGUAGAAGGAAGAAAGUCCAAUAAGUAUUGGACAGUUGAUUUGGAAGAUGCAAAUGGAGUGAUUAAGGAAGGUCACUUAAGGUUGAAAGAUGUGUGGGUGAUGUCUCGUGAGACUAGAAUUAUAGUGCAUUGGAAUGAGCAUGGCCAACCGAUUGGUGAAUCUGGUGGACUUUUAGGCUUGUUUUUGGGAGCUGUUGCUGGGAAUUUCAAGAACUUUCCUAUAAGUUAUGAGAAAUGGCCUUUGAGAUUCUUUAAAGUUGAUGACGGACAGCAAAAAAAGUACAUACUACAAAAUCAUGGCAGGAAGUGGAAAGAUAAUAGAUGCAAAUUGUUUAAUGACAAUUAUAAUUCGGAUCUUACUAGAGAGCAAAAUAUAGCAGUGUUACCAAAAGGAUUUGGAGUCAACUUAGAGCAAUGGGAUAUGUGUGAGAAAAAUGCAAGUAAUCGAGAAAAACAAACAAUUCCUCAUACACUCGGAUCCAAGACGAUUGUUAGGAAGAAACACGAGUUGGAACAAUUAACUUUGCUUCAAGCUAAUGAGACUUGUACUGAUGAUGCAUAUGUCAAGUUAUUUGGAAUAGAACACCCGGGUCGUGUUAAAGGUGUAGCAUUUGGUGUUUGUCCAUCCCAAGUCAUGAAAUCUUCUAAUAUUUUUGGAGGGGUAUCUUCUUCAUGCAAUCAUGACUUUGAUAUGGCUAAAGUUCGCUCUAUGGAAGUAGAAUUACAAGAGAAUAAAGCAACAAUUUCUUUAUUAUAA
Messenger RNA from Arachis stenosperma, 813 nucleotides. RefSeq lists its product as uncharacterized. The transcript has 5 exons. NCBI's taxonomy places the organism in Eukaryota, Viridiplantae, Streptophyta, Magnoliopsida, Fabales, Fabaceae. Bases 1 to 813 code for a protein of 270 amino acids. The record is from RefSeq and is a predicted model, not a curated record.